Messenger RNA from Chelonoidis abingdonii (Abingdon island giant tortoise), 1137 nucleotides. NCBI's taxonomy places the organism in Eukaryota, Metazoa, Chordata, Testudines, Testudinidae. The record is from RefSeq and is a predicted model, not a curated record.
CAGGAGAACUAUGAGAAUGUGACCUCGCUGGGGUUUCCAGUUUCCAAACUUGAUGUGAUCUCCCAGCUGAAACAAUGGGAAGAGCCGUUGGUCCCAGACCUCCAGUGUUCAGAGGAAAGAGAGAUCCUGAGAGUACUCUGCACAGGUGAUGCAAUGGCAUGUGAGAAAGAGGAGCAGAAUUCUCAGCAGGAAAAUGUUGAGCAAGUGGAUAGACACAGAGCAUUGUUGCAAAGAUUGGAAAGGAAUGUGUCCUGGAGUCAUGAGCAGAGAAAAUCCUGUGAGAUUCCGGGAAGACCAGAAAGAGAGCAGGGAAAGCAGCCAGGGGAGAAAGUGGGAAGAUUUAUUUCCUGUCAGGAAACUCAGAAGGACCUCAAGGAAACCACAACACAACAGGAAAUCCUCAUGGGAAAGAGAAACAAUACAUGCACUGAGUGUGGAAAAAACUUAUGCGAUUACUCCAGCCUUAUAAAGCAUCAGAGAAUCCACGCACGGGAGAGGCCCUAUGAAUGCUGUGCGUGUGGGAAAACCUUCAAACGCAGCUCAGCCCUUUCUGAACAUCAGAGAAUCCACACUGGGGAGAGGCCUUAUGAAUGCAGUCAGUGUGGGAAAAGCUUCACGAGCAGCUCAGGCCUUUCUAAACAUCAGAGAAUCCACACAGGAGAGAGGCCAUAUGAAUGCAGUGAGUGUGGAAAAACCUUCAAUUGCAGUUCGCACCUUAUUAGGCAUGAGAGAAUCCACACAGGGGAGAGGCCCUAUGAAUGUAGUGAGUGUGGAAAAUGCUCCACUAACGUCUCAGACCUUUCUAAACAUCAGAGAAUCCACACAGGAGAGAGGCUCUAUGAAUGCAGUGAGUGUAGGAAAAGCUUCACUGACAGCUCAGGCCUUUCUGAACAUCAGAGAAUCCACACAGGGAAGAGGCCCUAUGAAUGCAGUGAGUGUGGGAAAAUUUUCACUUACAGAUCAGGCCUUUUUCUCCAUCGGAGAAUCCACACAGGAGAGAGGCCCUAUGAAUGCAGUGAGUGUGGGAAAACCUUCAGUCGCCGUUCACACCUUAUUAGGCAUGAGAGAAUCCACACAGGGGAGAGGCCCUAUGAAUGCAGUGAGUGUGAGAAAAGCUUUACUAGCAGCUCAGCUUGA